AAAGGCACCAACCAGCAGCCGCUCCAGCCUUGCCGAAGUUUCACUUUUUGUCUGUGGGUUCGCUCCCGGGCCCCGCGCGAGCUUUCCCGGGAUAAGUAGCUUUAGCGAGCGGGGGAGAGCCGGGCGCUGCAAGUUUUCCAUAGGUGGGAACACUGAGACUCAGAAAGAGAACCGAAGACAGAAUCCAGUCAACUGAUUCCCAGUCUAGCACCUUUUUCAUUGUUCUACUGGGCAGUCAUUGGAGGGAAGAUAUUUUUCCUCAAUUGGGUCUUGCUCAGGGCCAUCUGUGCACGUGGUUGUUGCUCAAGAAAUGCCUGAUGGAUUUAAGUUACUAGACAUUAAAUUAGAUCUGCCCACCAGUUCUUAAGGAGUCAAAUUAUACAAAUGAUGUGUUCCAAAACUACAAAAGAAGACCCUCGCAUUGCAGUUUGCUGAACCUUGUGUCCAGUGACCAUUCUGAGAGCUAGCUAUCUGAGAUUCCAACCAUGUCUCACCCAUCGUGGCUGCCACCCAAAAGCACUGGCGAGCCCUUUGGCCAUGUGCCUGCGCGGAUGGAGACCACCCAUUCCUUUGGGACUCCCAGCAUUUCAGUGUCCACGCAACAGCCGCCCAAGAAGUUUGCACCAGUGGUUGCUCCAAAGCCCAAGUACAACCCCUACAAGCAAUCUGGAGGUGAAGGUGAUUUUCUCCCACCUCCACCUCCACCUCUAGAGGAUCCCAGUACUCUUCCAUCUGGCUCUGGAAACUUCCCUCCUCCACCACCGCUUGAUGAAGGUUCUUUCAGGGCACAGGGAAAUCCUGGAGGCAAGACCCUUGAGGAGAGACGUUCCAGCCUGGAUGCUGAGAUUGACUCGUUGACUAGCAUCUUGGCUGAUCUUGAGUGCAGCUCUCCCUACAAGCCUCGGCCCCCCCAGGGCUCAACUAGUUCAACAGCCUCUCCUCCAGUCUCUACCCCUGUCACAGGACACAAGAGAAUGGUCAUACCAAACCAACCUCCUCUAACAGCAACCAAAAAGUCUACAUUGAAACCACAGCCUGCACCCCAGGCUGGACCCAUCCCCGUGGCUCCCAUUGGAACCCUAAAACCCCAGCCUCAGCCGGUCCCAGCCUCCUACACUACGGCAUCCACCCCUUCAAGGCCUACCUUCAAUGUGCAAGUGAAGUCAGCCCAGCCCAGCUCUCAUUACAUGGCUGCCCCUUCACCAGGACAAUUUUAUGGUCCGGGGCCAGGGCCCCAGGGUUAUAACACUCAACCAGUUCCUGUAUCUGGGCAGGUUCCACCUCCUUCAACCCGGGGAGGCGUGGAUUAUACAUAUGUUCCACCACCAGGACUUCAACCUGAGCCUGGGUAUGGGUAUGCCCCCAACCAAGGACGCUAUUAUGAAGCCUAUGGCCCAGCAGGGCCUGGCUAUGGGGGCAAAAAUGACCCUGAUCCUGCCUAUGGUCAACAAGGUCACCCAAAUACCUGGAAGCGGGAACAAGGGUAUACUCCUUCUGGAACAGGAAACCAGAACGCUGCUGCGAUGUAUCCAGUUGCUGGUCCUAAGAAGACCUAUAUCACAGAUCCCGUUUCAGUCCCCUGUGCACCACCACUGCAAGCAAAGGGUGGACAAACAGGAUCACUGGGGCCUCCGGCUGCUCCCCCCUCAUUCCGCCCUGAAGAUGAGCUCGAGCACCUCACCAAGAAGAUGCUGUAUGACAUGGAAAAUCCACCUGCCGAUGAAUACUUUGGCCGCUGUGCUCGCUGUGGGGAAAACGUAGUUGGGGAAGGUACAGGAUGCACUGCCAUGGAUCAGGUCUUCCAUGUGGAUUGUUUUACCUGCAUCAUCUGCAGCAACAAGCUCCGAGGGCAGCCCUUCUACGCCGUGGAGAAGAAAGCCUACUGCGAACCCUGCUACAUUAAUACCCUGGAGCAGUGCAGCGUGUGCUCCAAGCCUAUCAUGGAGCGGAUUCUCCGAGCCACCGGGAAGGCCUAUCAUCCUCACUGCUUUACCUGUGUGAUGUGCCACCGCAGCCUGGAUGGGAUCCCGUUCACCGUGGAUGCUGGCGGCCUCAUCCACUGCAUUGAGGACUUCCACAAGAAAUUUGCACCCCGAUGUUCUGUGUGCAAGGAGCCUAUCAUGCCAGCCCCGGGCCAGGAGGAGACUGUCCGGAUUGUGGCCCUGGAUCGCGAUUUCCACGUUCACUGCUACCGCUGUGAGGAUUGUGGUGGUCUCCUGUCUGAAGGAGAUAACCAAGGCUGCUACCCUUUGGAUGGACACAUCCUCUGCAAGGCCUGCAACUCCGCCCGCAUCCGAGUGCUGACCGCCAAGGCCAGCACCGACCUUUAAAUUCACUCGCCUGUUGUAGCUGGUUAGCUGCUGGUGCGGAGAAGAAUGAAACACAAGAAAAAGAGAAGAAAAGAAAUAGGAAAAUAGAGGAAAGGCUAUCAAGCUAUGGGAUGGUCUCUGUUCUUCAUCUACUAUUAACCUUUCUUUAGAAACACAUAGAUUAUGAGAUUUUUUUUUUAAGUUCUUACCAAGUACACAUUUCACAUUUAAUCAUGUAGGACCUUGAUGGGCCUUUGUUCCCAAGGAAUUCCACAUUUUUGCACGGAUUAUGCUCCAUCCCAUUCACUUCUGCAUUCCUGUAACUUUUAAUCCCUAUGUUUGUCUCACUUUUCAUCUGGUUGAGUGGCUUUUUUUAGUGUGGUAUUUGCUAUCACACAGUUUUUCCUGGGUGAGUCUGCCAACUCACAGGUGCUUUUAGGCCUGAAGGCUCCAACCUAUCACUUCCAUGCUGCCUGUGAUCAUAAAAGAAUAGCCAUUCUUUUUCUGUGUUUUGAAAAGUAUAUCUUUCUGUUGCUCUAAAUUGAAAUGUCCCUUGGGAAAAAAAAAUGCACAAUUUAUAUGUUAAGCUAUAAAAAAUUUAAGCUGUAAGUUACAUAGGUUAAAACAAGCCCAAAUUUAAUUUAUGACCAUCCCAAUACAAAAUCUAUAGUGACCAGUGGUCAGGGCUCAUUUGAAGACAGGUAUUGGUGAGAGAUCCAAAGUUCAAUCUUUUUCUAAACAAAUUACAGGUGAAACAUGCUGGAAAAAGCAUUUUGGGGCUAUGUUUGAAAAGCCCAUUAUUAUCCCACAAUAUUAUCUUAAGAUUUUCCUUUUCCGUUCUCUCUGGACAUAAUAAUCCAGACAGACUUGAUUUUGUCUAGAAUAUAACAUUUCCAAUACUGUCCUGCUUUCAGCUCAGAAAUAUUGCCAUGUUUUUCUAAUAUCCAACACAACUACCAAAGUUGACUACUUCUCUAGAGGAAAUAGCUGUAAAGAACAGAUCAAAUUCUUUUUUUUCGUUAGGCCCAGGUCCUUUAUGCCUGACGAUCGCAAAUUGGGGCAUGCAAAAUAAAAUUGUGUAGUUUUGUUUAAUUUACUUUAAAAAGACAGGAAAACUUGAAAAGAUUAUAAAACCACAGUUUCAUUAUUCUCAUAAUCCUUCUGCAAUUCAAAUUACAUAUUGCAGGAGACAUUUUCAUAUCAUCGAUGUGACAUUUACACCACACUUGCAAAAACAAUCACUGAAAAAAAUUGCCUUUCUGAGCUAAAAAUAUGCAGAGUUUCUGCCUGGAAUCUUUAUUCAGACUCUUAUUGGGCAGUGGAACGCUUGCUUGCCAACUGCAGAACCAUCCUUCAUUAGGCUCAAACAUGUUUCUUUUGAGGAGAGACACCUAUCUCAGUAAUGGCAGGUUGCCGUUUUGUAAACUAAUUAUUUUGGAUUGAGAUUUCUUAAACCUUUCUUCAAGUCUUCCACAAGUAUGUACUUUUUAAAUUAUGAGGUAUUUUAAAUAUACAGAAAAAUAUAAAUAAUAAUAUAAUGAAUCCCUGUAUACCUAAAACCCAGUUUAAGAAAUCAAAUAUAACAAAUAUAGUUACAUUCCCUUUUGUACCCUUCCCUGAACCACAAAUGUCUUUUUCAUGAUUAUAAAAUGAUAAAGUCAGUUUUCCAGUCUGACUUUUUGUUUUAAUUUUUAAUUUUAAGACUCAGAACAGAAAUGAAAAAUUACAAGUGCAUGUUUUGAAUUGCGACCCAUGCCUCAGGAAUUCCGAUUCAACUUAUUUUACUUUUGUAGGAAUAAUCGUAAAAGUGGUGCAAUUUUUUUUUUUCCAUAAGAAAUUCUUAAGCCUGUGGUCACUACAACUCAUCUAAGUUAAUUUGUGGCUGAGUUGCUUUGGUCACCUAACAAUUUUGUUUUAGAGCCACCAAAGUUAUAGGUUUUCAGAGUUUCCUUCCACCACUGUCGUUCCCUGACCUUGCUGCUCUAAUCCUUGAUCUUAGGUUUCUCAUAAUGUGAAACACAAUGGGAUUCACUCUGGGCAGCAUGUGAAUUUUAGGAUACAAUAGCAACUGUAUUGCUGAAUUUCUGUCUUCCAAAUUAAAGGCCAGACCAUGCUGAUGACUUUCAAGAACACUGACUAUUAGACAAUUGGGGUGAUAAUAUAAUCUGCAUAAAUUGCUUCAGUAACUUGUUUUCUAUGAAAUAUUUGGGAGAAAUUGUCUUGAGGCCAAAAACCCAAUUUAUGGAGAGAUGGAUUUUAUCUGUUGAAGUGCAGUCAUAUUAUUAUAAAUUUUGCAGAAAGAGGAAGCAUUUAUGAAAUAUUUAUACUAUAAAAUGCAAUAACAUUCUACUUGUUUGUUACAUUUAAGUCCUUAUGUAACUGAAUGUUUACAUACCAAAAAAAAAGUGAUAAGAAAAUGCUGUCACAGACCCAUCACUGUGGCAUCGCCAGAAUCCUGCUUGCUUACAAUCUUCAUAGUGCAUUUUUAUCACAACCUCAGAGUAUCUCUACCAAAGAUUUUUAAAGUAAAUCUCUUUUUAAUAUAGACUUAUUAUACUUUUAUAAUAAUGAAUGUGCACACAUACAUAUGCAGAAGUAUUUAGAUUUAGAUUUUUUUCUUUCACACGGUAUAAUAAGGAAAGGAUCCUACAAUAUUUUAUUCCAAAAUUUCUUAAAUAUAUGAUUUAUAUUUCUUUCUUGUCUUUUCUAUUAAUCAUGUGGUUUAAACAAUGCCAAAUCACUCUUUACUGUUUUAGUUACAUGAAAUUUUGCCUAUAACAGAGAUAUAAAGAUCAUAUUACCUUAACGGUUAUAAUUCUAUUGUUUUUUGAUGUAUUGUCUUGAUUGUUAUCAUUUAAAUUCAUAUAAAUAAUAGAAAUAAUUAUAGAAUCUAUAAGAGAAAGUUUGUAAAAAUAUACUGGUUUAAAAAAAUGUCAAGAACACAUAUAUUUGGUAAUUUUAUGUAACAUGAGAGACAUGGAAAAGGGGGAAAAAAACCCACUAUGUCAUGGGCUUUGCAGACCAUUUCAAAACCAGAUUUCUUUAUUGCUUGGAUCCCCAGCUCAUGCUGACCCAAUGUAGAGUCUCAUCUGCAAAAAAAAAUUGCCUUUAAAACUCAAAAAUAAGUCACGUGUCCCAACAUAAGGCAUCAAGGCUAUGAGAUGCUGGAUAUCUCUGCAGCUCAAAGAUGUGGGUUCUUUUUCCCAUCAUUAACAAAUUGUUUCGGUAAGAGCAACUUCUCUGAUCAAAAUGACUUCCUUGAGUGUAUGCUGGUUAAUGCAGUAGAGUUAUCAACACUAUAAUUGUUUUCUCACGGUGAAAGAUUCUGCAAAGAUGUUUAUGAUGAUGUUUAAAAUAUAUAAAACUCUAACUACA
Molecule: messenger RNA, 5684 nt
Organism: Diceros bicornis minor
Lineage: Eukaryota; Metazoa; Chordata; Mammalia; Perissodactyla; Rhinocerotidae
Gene: LPP
Product: LIM domain containing preferred translocation partner in lipoma
Exons: 13
Coding region: 486-2330 (614 amino acids)
Biological process (GO): cell-cell adhesion
Cellular component (GO): stress fiber; focal adhesion
Source: RefSeq, a predicted model, not a curated record